This is a messenger RNA of Limanda limanda (common dab), 1871 nucleotides long. Its product is annotated as lysozyme g-like. The transcript has 5 exons. The coding region runs from base 1210 to 1773 and encodes 187 amino acids. Gene Ontology annotation, biological process: peptidoglycan catabolic process. The record is from RefSeq and is a predicted model, not a curated record. Gene Ontology annotation, molecular function: lysozyme activity. NCBI's taxonomy places the organism in Eukaryota, Metazoa, Chordata, Actinopteri, Pleuronectiformes, Pleuronectidae.
CUGCCCUAAAGCAAUAAACCUACUGAGCGUCCUUCAGUGCUGGAUCAUUUCUAUGGGUGCGUUCCAUUGAAUCAGCAUCUGGGUUACAACAACCAAUCAAAACGCAAACACACCUAAAUGUUGCCCAAUAUUUUAGCCUAUAGCUGACCCACGUGACCUUACACACGUGACCCUGAAAGAACCUGUUUACUCUGCAGAGUUCACUGUAACAUGGGUGGAUGCAGCAGAUUAAGUCCUGGGGUAGCCUCUAGUUCAACAAGAGAGGCCAGCUUCAUGACUCAGCCUGUGGCUCCAGCUCAAGACAAAGAACUUCAUAUGACGUGUUUGAUUGUAUUUGUCAACAUGCUGCAUAAGAAAGAAAGUGGGAGCUAAGUGAUUUUUUUACAUAAAAAAAUCUGCCUUACAAUUUUAGGCAAAUCAUUGAAGUAUGGACACUGGACAAUUUUUUGAUGGGGUUCUGUUCCUUUGAUUCAGCGAGACUCUACGUCUGACUCUCCUUGGCCUUUCCAAAACAAAAAAACACAUGCUCCAUGUUUUUUUUCCUCAAGGUUUUUUAGUAGGGAUGAACUGUUCUGUCUAAUAGAGAUAUUAUUAUGGGCUUCAUGUCAUUCACAGCUCCCUAAAAUUUUGCUAGACAUGUUAUACAUCCAGGAAACUUUAGAAUCAGAUGACUGAGCAGGAUAUGUGAGGGCAUAUGGUUGUGUGUUUUAUUUGUUCCCUUUCAAACCUCUUGUACUUUGUACCGGGUCACACCCAUAGACUCACCCUGUACUGUCUUGUGUCCCCUCUGGUUCUGUUUGUUUAUUCUGUUCUUGUUACCUGCAUGUCAGAAAUGUUGCUUUCUAAAGUGCUGAAGACAAAAUAGAAAUAAUGGAGGAUAUAUAUAUAUAUAUACUCAAAACUGCAGCAAACAUGUUCAGUAUUUUUGCAUCAGCACUAUCUGAAGCCAUCCCCUUCACUUUCUGUCACAGUUCAACUAUGUUAUCAAUGUCAAUAAAAGUGAACUCAUAACGAUACUGAAAAUGAAAGUUCGGGGGCUUCUCGUCUGAGGUCUGAAGUUCCAAAAAAUCCCAUGUUAUCCAGAAACUGAAAGUAUAGGGAUCAUAUAUAUAGAGCUUCUCUGCUUAGUUCAACACCACAGACAGAACAGACUGUACCAAACCUCCCACAUUCCAGCAUCAACAGGACCAUCAGAGAAGUAACACAACAAUGAGUUAUGGAAACAUAGGAUCGGUUGAGACCAGUGGAGCUUCAUGGCAAACUGCUCAGGGGGACAAGCUGGGAUACUCAGGUGUAGCUGCAUCACACACAAUGGCAGAGAUAGACAUGGGCAGAAUGAGUCAGUACAAGUCCAAAAUCAUUAAAGUGGGACAGAAACAAGGAGUCGACCCGGCUCUCAUUGCUGCCAUCAUCUCGAGAGCUUCCAGGGCCGGAAACGCACUGAAAGACGGCUGGGGAGACUAUAAAAACACCUGGGGACUAAUGCAGGUUGAUGUUAAUCCCAAUGGAGGUGGACACAAGAAAGAAGGUGGAUGGGACAGUGAGAAACACCUCAACCAAGCCACUGGGAUCUUGGUUCAUUUUAUUAUCCGAAUCAAGAAUAAGUUUCCUGACUGGAGCAAAGAGCAGCAGCUGAAAGGAGGAAUAGCAGCCUACAGCACGGGGGAUGGGAAUGUGCAUUCCUAUUCUGGAGUGGAUGAACUAACAACCGGUGGAGACUACUCCAAUGACGUCACAGCCAGAGCUCAGUGGUACAAAAACAAUGGGUACUGAAGCUGAGCAGUCUCCUGAAAGUCAUCAAUGAAACAUCAUAUUGUGUGUACUGUGUUAAAACCUGGGCUAAAUAAACGUGAUGCAAAGUGAAACUACAA